Molecule: messenger RNA, 1176 nt
Organism: Macrobrachium nipponense
Lineage: Eukaryota; Metazoa; Arthropoda; Malacostraca; Decapoda; Palaemonidae
Gene: Mat1
Product: CDK-activating kinase assembly factor MAT1-like
Exons: 6
Coding region: 25-1020 (331 amino acids)
Biological process (GO): regulation of transcription by RNA polymerase II; nucleotide-excision repair; positive regulation of cyclin-dependent protein serine/threonine kinase activity
Cellular component (GO): transcription factor TFIIH holo complex
Molecular function (GO): cyclin-dependent protein serine/threonine kinase activator activity
Source: RefSeq, a predicted model, not a curated record
AAUUUAUUUAUUGACAGAAUCAGAAUGACCGAAUACUACUACGAUGCAUCUUACGAAAUUCAGUGCCCUGCCUGUAAGGGAACAAAAUAUCGAAAUCCUCAGAUGAAGCUCAUGGUCAAUGUUUGUGGACACCCAUUAUGUGAUUCUUGUGUGCGGAUGUAUUUUUUAAAAGAAUCUGCUCAGUGUCCAGAGUGUGGAAUUGUUUUAAAGCGAUCCAAGUUUCGUGUUCAGGUCUUCGAAGAUCCUUUGGUAGAAAAGGAAAUAGACAUUCGGCGAAAGGUAAUGAAAAUCUAUAAUAAGUUUGAGGAGGACUUCGAAACCGCUGCAGAAUAUGAUGACUACUUAGAAGAAAUAGAACAGAUUGUUUAUAAUUUGACAAAUGAUGUUAACCGUUUGGAAACUGAAAAAAAGAUGGAAAGCUAUGAACGAAUUAAUAAAGACCAAAUCAGAAGAAAUUAUGGGAAAAAGAGUAAAGGAGAAGAAGAAAUUUUAAGGCAGUUAGACUUGGAAAAUGUAAUAAUAGAAGAGAGAAAAAAGUCUUUAGCAGAAGAAGAAAACCGAGAGAAAAAUUUGCGACAGAGGAAUAAAACUUCCCUAAUCCAGGAACUUAUGGCAUCAGAAGCAGAUGCCAAAGCUAUUUUAGAAGAUCACAAUAAGCGCCUUGAAGAAGAAAAGCAAAAAGAAGACAAGGAUCGAGAAAGAGAACAGUUGGCUAAGGCACAGAGGGCACUCAAAGCAAAGGAAUUUACAUCUGGUGUGAAGAUAGGAUUUGCACAGAUGAUGAAUGCACCAGUAAACACAACAAAGGAAGAGAAAUAUGUGUAUGAACCUCCAACUCUACCAUUUUCUUUGUCUACACCAUCGUGGGAUGAAUUAGAAACAGGUGGCUACCUCAAUCAUGUAAGGCGAGCCUCACCACAAGCUAAUGCUGGUGGAUAUACAGAGCAUUAUGCCUGUCUAAGAGCUCUUCAAGACUUCAUGGGUUCUUACAAUAUACCAGCCAGUUCUGCAACAUCAUAAAGCAUUAUAAUUAAGUUAAGGUCAUUUCAUAAUACUUUCAUCAUUCAUAAAAUGCCAUCCACACCAUAGUACUUAAAUUUUUUAAUAACCAGUACAAACACCAAGCUCAGUCUUUCUCAAAAUGAUAAGUCAUUAAAUAUAUGGAUGUUUAUAGUA